GUGGGGAAGUCGGCACCUAUGGCAGGUGCAGUCCCAGCCCCUGGAAAAAAGCCAGGGGAAGGACGCGGCAGGCCAGGGGGGUCUCAGCUCUCACCUGCUGCCUCCACAGAUCCCUUUGGCAGAGAACAGGAGCAGCGGCAGGACAGGGACGCGUCCACCAGCCAGCCAGAGAGAAGAAAAUUUGUUCCCGGAGUUAGCAACGUUAAACUGAAGGACAUGAAUAAUAAACCAAAGUGUCCAGCUGUGCAGCUCACUGCAAAGGUGAAAAACCUAGAUGUGUCUAUAGACCUGGUGCCCACCAUCCGGAAUAAAGGGGACAUGCCCAUGGAUUGGCCGCAGCAGGAUCUCAGGUGGCUUUCCGACUGGUGGGACCAGGAGCAAGACACUGAGCGGAUCAAACCCACCUGGAAUAUCAAGGAAAUUGACAAAACUGGGACCAGUCUGGUGGCCAAGGGUUCAUACUGGAGGCUCACCUACUCCCUGGCUGAGACCCAGCUCCUCAAGGACAUUGACGCCGAUGGUGGGCACAGGUGGCUGGCGCUGCGGGUGCUGAAGAAAAUCAACAAGGAGAACUGGAGGCAUUGGUAUGGCAAAGUCCUGACCUCCUACCACCUGAAGACGGUUCUUUUUUGGGCUUCCCACCUCAACCCAGAGACGAAGAACUGGGCCACGUUGAUGGAUUCUGUGCGGACCCUGCUAAAGGUGCUGGAGUUCAGCCUAGAGAAGAGACACCUGCCCAGCUACUUCCUGCAUUCGAUUAAUUUAUUCGACUGGCGCCGGACUGAGGAAGAGAAUUCCCUGAAGAACCGGGUGCUGGAGGUGCUCAGACUGGAGGUGAGGCUGAUGAGAUGCAGCCCAGAACCGUACCUCCAGCUGACCGAAAGGCCCCAAGUCUCGGGACCCUUCAUCCAACGGGCGUGGGAGCUCAACGAGUUUAGAAGGGAGCAUCAGAAAGACAUUGAUGAGUUCAAAAAACAGGAGAUACCUGAGGAAAGCAAAUCCAUGGACUCGGACCAGGAGUAAUCUCUCUAGGUCCCAAACAUAGACGCUUCGGCUUCUAUCUGAACUGACAUGCCCCAGAGGACCUGCAUUGGCUCUGGAUUUACCCUGGGGAAAUGGAGGUUUUACUUAAAAACCUUGAGAUAUGGAACAAUAAAUAAUGCGGGUUUGUUUUCAUUGGGGUUUGUAAGAGUGGGGCUCACAUGGGGUGACUCCAGAUUGUCCUCAGGGGAGCUGAGACCAGAAUCCAGCCCAGACCCCACUGCAGUCAGUGGAUAUGAGAAGAUCCAGUGGCUGGAAGUUGAAGCUGGACAGAUUUAGACUUGAAAUAAGGUGCACAUUUUUAAACAGUGAUGGUAAUUAACUAUUGGAUCAAUUUAGAGAUUCUUAGAUUUGAAAAACAGAAGGGACCACUGUGAUCAUCUGUAGGCCUGAAAGCCUAACUUUGAAAAUUGUUUUAAAUGAUCAUAAUUUUACGUAGUAAUAUUUGUAUUCAUUUUUGUUAGUAUAAUAUGUUUUGGAAUUAGUAAGAAGAAAUAGUUUUUGGUCUUAUUUCAUUUUUAGUAGCAGUAAGAAGGAGCAGUUUUAUUAAGGAUUGUUUAGCUCUGCUUUGCUCUGUAAGAAGUCUUGUUUUUGAAACUGUUCUGUGUGAGUGGAGGAAUGUACGGUGUUAGGAUACAGAUAUUCAGGCCUGUCUGUAAAGGCCCAGACUCUAAGAAUUUAGGUGUAUUCUUAUCACUUGGCUAAUUCUAGAGGUAUAAAAGAAAGAAUCAAAAUCACUGUCUGCCGGAGUAAGAGCAUCCGAUGAAGUGAGCUGUAGCUCACGAAAGCUUAUGCUCAAAUAAAUUUGUUAGUCUUUAAGGUGCCACAAGUACUCCUUUUCUUUUUUCUCUCACUGUGACAGUCUGAGGCCCUGUGCUUAGGCUAAGAUCUUUGGCUAAGCAACAGAGGCAGCCAUAAGCUGGGAAGCGACCGGUCACCUCCUCACAUUCCAAACUAGUCACAUUGAAAGAAGGUGCUAUUGGGCUGUUAGGACACAAUCCUGUCCUGGUAACGCCCAUCGCCUCCAGAGAAAGGGAAGUGCCUCGAAGAUGUAAAAGGAAACUUAGUUUGAUAGCAUCCUGUCUGGCAAGAACUCACUUAUCAAUACUGGGAUGUGAAAUCCUCAUUUCUGUAUUGUUUUGUCAUUAGAGUUCCCACUUUGCUACUGUUUGUCUGUAUAAUCUCUGUCUGGUUCUGUGAUUGUUCCUGUCUGCUGCGUAAUUAAUUUUGCUGGGUGUAAACUAAUUAACAUGGUGGGAUGUAAUUGGUUACAUAAUAAUGUUACAAUAUGUUAGGAUUGGUUAGUUAAAUUUCA
Messenger RNA from Chelonia mydas (Green sea turtle), 2356 nucleotides. Its product is annotated as protein mab-21-like 3. NCBI's taxonomy places the organism in Eukaryota, Metazoa, Chordata, Testudines, Cheloniidae. Bases 19 to 1023 code for a protein of 334 amino acids. The record is from RefSeq and is a predicted model, not a curated record. The transcript is spliced from 5 exons.